CUUACCUACUGGUCUAAAUAAACGCUUGGAAAUCCAGAUAUAAAAAACAUUGUAUCAAAACCGAGUACGAAAUGUGGCUGACAAAACAAAAGAUGGAAUGCCAACCGCGGCACACUCCGCGGUCGAGCUUAUCUAAGCGUGUUUGAUCAAUUGUUCGGUUGCUAGGCAACUAAGGUUUUCAAACACAGUUUUCCCGAGCCUAGGUGAAUAACCCUAGGAUGAGCCUAGUGUUUGUUAUAGUGCGAGUGAAAGUGAUUUUGCUUAAUUAUCAGGAUAUUCACCCUUUCUUAGAUAAAUAUUUGGCUUUUUCACUCAGAAAGAAGAGCUUCCUUAUUGGACAUUGCCAGGGGCGUAUCCAGGGGUAAUUUUUUCAGGGGGGAGGUAAAGGAAAAUGAAAUGCUUGGAAUAUUUUUUUGGAAAUGUAUGCAUCGCCGCUGUCCUGGCCCUGACCAUGGCAGGUCCAGUUCCAGCCCCUGAAGCCAAGCCGGCCCCUAAGGCGAAGCCCCAUGUCUACUACGAACCGAUCGUAUCCGCUCCUGUCGAUGUCGAAUACCUAGAGCAUCACGAACCCCUUGUGGAGGUGGAACCCGUAGUGUAUAGCAGUUACGUCGCUGCUCCCAUUUAUGCCUCUGAUUAUUAUCACUCUCCUUAUUAUCAUGAUUUCCAUGAUCAUUUUGACUUUGUUGUUUGAUAUGCUCGCUAUUUGUAUAGAUAUUUAUUUGUAAUAAAGAGGUUGAUUUUAUA
Molecule: messenger RNA, 744 nt
Organism: Acanthoscelides obtectus
Lineage: Eukaryota; Metazoa; Arthropoda; Insecta; Coleoptera; Chrysomelidae
Source: the annotation of a GenBank genome assembly